Molecule: messenger RNA, 1436 nt
Organism: Papilio polytes (common Mormon)
Lineage: Eukaryota; Metazoa; Arthropoda; Insecta; Lepidoptera; Papilionidae
Gene: Uros1
Product: uroporphyrinogen-III synthase-like
Exons: 2
Coding region: 234-974 (246 amino acids)
Biological process (GO): uroporphyrinogen III biosynthetic process
Molecular function (GO): uroporphyrinogen-III synthase activity
Source: RefSeq, a predicted model, not a curated record
CUUUAGUUAUUUGGUUUUGUUCUCCUUACCUUUAUUAUUGUCUUAAAACUAGACGAUAUAGCUACAAUGUAUGUUACAUUGUAGUUAUCAUGUAAAGCAUAAAUAAGGUUUACAUGAAUUCAAAUUUUUUAAACACAAAUUAUUUCAUUAUUAAAGGGUCGAUAUUGAUAUGACGCAGCAAAGGACACUGCUAUAACUUUGGUGCUUUUAGUAUCCAGUACAAAGUUGUUACCAUGAAGAAAGUACUGUUAUUCAAGAGUGCUUCGGAGGACUACGAGAGGGUUUUCUCAGAACACAACUAUCAGACCGUUUUCAUUGAACCUCUCCAAUUUGUGUAUGUGAACUUGCAAGAGCUGAGUGAAAGACUGCAAAGCCCGCACUACCAGGGCCUCAUAUUAACUAGCCCCAGAGCCAUAGAAUCAGUUUCUAAGUGCUGGGCCCCUUCGAAGUUCGUGACAUGGAACACGAAACGUAUUUACACAGUUGGUGAAUCAAGUGGACACAAAGUUAAACUCCUGUUAGGUCUAGAAGCUUUAGGAACUACAACAGGAAAUGCAGAAAAUUUGGCAAAACUUGUAUUACAGGAGAAUUCAAGCCCAUCCAAUCUUCUCUUUCCAUGUGGAAACCUAAGUUCUGAACUAUUACCUAGUAUUUUACAGUCAGGAGGGAUCUCAGUUGAUGCUUUAACUGUGUAUGAGACAAAGGAGAAUGAGAACUUGAGAUCUGAUCUGAUGAGCGUGAAUGAGGAUGGGGAGGUAUGCUGCAUGGUGUUCUUCAGCCCCUCCGGCUGUGAAUAUGUGCAGAGACAGCUGCAGACCUUUAGUAACAAGCUAGCGCACUUGCCACACUUUGCCAUAGGCAAUUCUACUGCGCACAAGAUUGAGAAUCUUGGUUUAGAAAUAGCUGGUGUUGCAGCGAAGCCUAAAGCUGAAAGCGUUUUAGAAUCCGUUGAACAUUACUUCAGAACUUUAUAAAAUAAUGUGUAAUGUGUAACAAGGGAGUGGUUAAGAAAUUAAUUGUAUAAAUACUUAAAUUUGGCUAUGUUAAGUAGAACUAUUGGGUGAAAUUUGACAAUAGACAAGUUACUUGGUCUUUAUUGCAUAUACAUUAUUAUUGUGGUGUGUGGGAUUGUAGGGAAGUUAUUGUUGAGGCUGGGAGUGUGGCACCACCCCACUCUGCCCCACUUUGCUGUGUGAUACAUUCUUAGAUUAUUACCAAUGUUGACAGAAUAAACUGAUGUAAAGUAAUACAUUAAGUAUAUCUGCAUCGAAGCAUUCCUGUGUAUUUGUGUAGGAGAGUUGGCCAUAAUGGAUGUGUAAUGUGGUAAACAUUGCAACACAAAAUAAGUGUUGGGUACAUCUGUAACUUAAGUUGAUGUAUAAUAUAGUUACAAGUUAUUUUUUUAUGAAAAACAUAAAUUAAAUAUUUUCAAUUUG